GUCUACCUGGAGAGGCUCCUGACCUACGCAGAGAUUGACAUCUGUCCUGGUAACUGGAAGAGGAUUGUCCUGGGUGCUAUCUUGCUGGCCUCAAAAGUCUGGGAUGACCAGGCCGUCUGGAACGUUGACUACUGCCAGAUCCUGAAGGAUAUCACCGUGGAGGACAUGAAUGAGCUGGAGCGGCAGUUUCUGGAGCUGCUGCAGUUCAACAUCAACGUGCCGUCCAGCGUCUACGCCAAGUAUUACUUUGACCUGCGGUCA
Messenger RNA from Plectropomus leopardus (leopard coralgrouper), 261 nucleotides. Lineage: Eukaryota; Metazoa; Chordata; Actinopteri; Perciformes; Serranidae. The record is from RefSeq and is a predicted model, not a curated record.